Cylicostephanus goldi is the source of this 399-nucleotide messenger RNA. Lineage: Eukaryota; Metazoa; Nematoda; Chromadorea; Rhabditida; Strongylidae. The record is from the annotation of a GenBank genome assembly.
UUAGACAUUGAUCCGCUUGCGUCUGUUUCUGGCUUCCUUGUGCUGCUGCUAUCAGGAGGUGUUGUUCUUCUGCUCGGAUGUAUCUGCAUAUCAUUUUGCAUCUGUUGCCGAUGUCUCAAAACUAUUCAUCCACAAUACAAAGGAGAAUCCAUAGAAUGCGGUGGAGGAGCUUCACCACCCGAACCUCCACAGUUCUAUCCGCCGUCUCCACCAAAAAUCCCGUUACCAGCAACCUCGACUGCUUUCACACCGAGGAAAAUUCCGCAAGGAGACAACUCGAGCUCAGUUCAGGACGGGUUUCGUUCUAGUCGAACAGCAAAUGAGUACGGUAGCCCAAUGGACAUAAAUCAGCAUGACUACACAUACGUCAGAAAUGAUGUGCAUCGCAAUUUAUUAUGA